Messenger RNA from Leishmania braziliensis MHOM/BR/75/M2904, 861 nucleotides. RefSeq lists its product as hypothetical. The record is from RefSeq and is a predicted model, not a curated record. Lineage: Eukaryota; Euglenozoa; Kinetoplastea; Trypanosomatida; Trypanosomatidae. The coding region runs from base 1 to 861 and encodes 286 amino acids. The transcript has a single exon.
AUGAGCCCCCAAAUCGUUGAGCGACUGGGUGGGUUCUCCCGCUGUACAACGCUGCUUACCUUUGCAAUUCACUUUUUGCACUCCCUCUUCAGUGUUGUGAACUUCCUGUCGUGGGUGAACACGCCGGAGUCGCGACUCACGCACAACAUGAAGAUUGUGUACCUCUCAUUGACGAUUGUCUGCUGCCUCGCCUACUUCUUCGGUGCCUCCGUCGUCUAUAUGUGGGCGUGGCGCUUUCCAGAGCCAGAGGAAGUGGCAAAGCGGCGCCGCGUCUACGGUGUCAGUAUUAAUCUCCUCUUCUGUGAUUUACCCAUCUUCAUCAUCGAAACGAAGAUUGUGCGGCAGCUGAACUUCCCUGCCGCCAUAAUGGCCUUCACCUACGUCCUCACGUGCGUCUCCUUCUCCUACUCAGUGCUGCGGGUGUGGUUCUUUUUCAUGGUGCGAUUCAUCAAGUUCCGCUUUCCGACCACCUGGUCGAUCGGCUCCAGCUACCCUACUCAAGCUACCGUUGCGGUGCGGCGCGAGAUGGACGUGCGGAACUACACAGGCAGCGGUUGUGUUGCCGGGGACGAUGGCGGCAGCGUAACUCCACCACUCACCGCGGCAGGCCACACCAUUUUACUGAGCCGCAACUCUGGCUUCUACAGCGAUGACAGGGCAAGUACGACGGGGCUUUACCACACGCUCACCCCCGAUCGCGCCCGCAGCGAUAUUUACUAUAGCCCCCCCUCUAGCCACUAUCACACACCUUCCUCGGGUGACUUAAGCACCCCACGAGAGCAGAACCAGCGCAGGUAUCGCUGCGGUGUGGGGACCCGCCUCUACAGACCCCGAUCAGCUGCUCCGCCGCUUCGCAUCUAA